ACCAUUUGUUUAAGUGAUAAUGACCUUAAGGUGCGUUUAUAUUGGCAAACAAUCAACAACAAUUUAAAUAAUUUGUUAAUUAGACAUAAGAAAAUUACUAUUACUAAAAACUGAUCAUAAUCAGAAUCUGAAUUAGUCAAAUUUGUCAAGAAAAAUUUAUUAUCAAAAAUUUAGAAAUUCUACCUUAGAAUUGAUCAGUUGAUUAACAGAACAGAAUUGAAACAAUUAGCUAAUUGUUGGUGAAAACGAAAAGUGAAUCAAUAAGAAAAAGAGAAACAAGUAGCGCCUCUGGUGGAAUAGAAAACAAACUAAUGAACUUUUUCUCUUUUUCAAUUCAUUUAACUUUUACUCUUCGCUUUGGAUUGUUGAUAAAUUUACCGUUUCUUUUUUAUUCUUUUUUAAUUGUUAAACCAUUUGGAAGAUUUGGAAUUAAUUUCAUGAUGGAAAAACCACCAGUGGCUGAUGGUGAAUGGAUAAGUUCCAAAAAAGUGGUUAACCAUAAAACUCGUCAAGUAGAAACUCGGAUUCAAAGACAACUAAUCAUGGAAGAUGGUAAAGUGAUCGCUGACAGUGGACCACAAGUGACCAUUAGGACGAAAGAAGAUAACUGGACCGAAGAAUCCGAAAACAGUGCCAAAAAAGGAAUACCAAUCGAUGUGAAAUCAAUUGAAUCCAUGGUUAAAUCACCAAAAUCUUCAUCGUCACCUUCACCUUCAAUCCCAAUUAAAACCAAUGAUGAAACUAAAAAUGAUAAAGAAUUAAUAAUUAGUGAAAAGAUUGAGACUAAGAACACAACCCGUGAGGAUAAACAUGAACGUUUCCAGUAUCAUGAUGAAUCAAUUUCAGAAUUAACUGGUUUUGAUAUUCACCAGAAAGCCUUGGUGUCACCCAAUGAUUUAAUAACAAUUAACUGUGAUGUUAUUAACGUUGAAAAAGAUGUUGACAUUGACCAGAUUUUUAAUGGUGACAAUAAUUUACCACCAAAAGGUAAAUUAACUCACUUUUCAAGUAAAAGUCAUAAAGUAACCGAUAAAGAAGAGGUUAAAGAGAUAUCUAAACUUGGACCUGAUGGUGAGAUUACCAAGGAAACAGUUCGUACCUCUCACCAUGAAGAGGUUUCAGAUGACGAACAGCCUGAGGGCAAAGAAGAAGAAAAAAGUGAAAAUAAGUCAAAUAUAGAGGAUAAAGUUGCAGAAAUAUCAAAAAAAUCAUCAUCAUCUUCAUCGCCAUCAAGCAAAAUUACAUAUUCACAAAAUGCUACAAAUCCAAUCACCUCCUUACCAAGUAAAGCGAAACCUCAUCAUCAUAAUGUUACUCAUCAUCAUCGCCAUCUUGAUGAUGAUGACGAGCAUCAUCAUCAUCCUAUUUAUGAUAUUACAGGUAAAGCUGAUCACACCAACAAGUGGAUUGAGAGUCAUUUUGGUUCAUCUGAUUCAAGUCAACAUGAUGUCAACAAUAAAGAAAUUGGAUUAAAUUCAUCUUCAAGUGGUUCGAUUGUUGAUCGUCGAGGUCGUCCUCGCCAACGUAUUAAUCCCGCUAUGAGUCAAUCAUAUGAUGAGGCUUAUUAUUCAAAUACAAAUGGUGGAAAUCAAAGUCAAUCAAACAAUUCAUCAUCUAAAUUAACCUCUGCUGCCAGUGAUAAACUUGAUUGUUCAAUAUCAUCACCCUCACCACCUAUUGGUAAAAGAUACCAGCAACAAUUUAACAAGCAAAAACAAAUCAAUUCAAUUGGUUUCACUAAAUUCAAUGGAAUUGGCAACAAAUCAACAAAUUCACCCUAUUCAUUUGUUAAUAACAAUCAUAAUAAUAACAAUAGUCCAAGUGAAUCUAGUGUUUCAAGUUAUAUUCAUGAUUAUCAUCAUUCAUCAGAGGGAUCACUUUCACCGUCAAUCUUAACAACUAAUCAACAGAAUCAAGUAAAAAAACUGCCAAUCAACAAGCAACUUUCAUCAUCAUCAUCAUCAUCCUAUCAUCUUGCUAAUUGUAAACCAGUUAAAUCAACAAUCAAUUCAAAUGGUCACAAUAAUAAUAGUCGAAACUUGAUAAUAAAAGUUAAACAUCGUGUCCCUAAGGAAGAUGCUUCAGUUCAAGCGUCAUUAUCAGAUGAGGAAAUUGAUCAUGAUCAUUUUAAGGAGAAUACUAAUUAUGGAAAACAAUCAAUUAAUUUAGACAACAAUGGAUUUAAGGAUUUAAACAACAACAAUUUAAAUCGUCCAAGGCCAAUUAAGACUUACUAUUUUGGUGAACCUGUUCAAUCAGAUUUUCCAGUUAAUCAAGAAUUAAGUUCAACUGUUGUUAAUCAUAAAGAUAAUCUCAAUUAUUAUCGAUUACCUGUUGAUGAUUUACAUGGAUCCAAGUCAAUUAAUCAAGGAUAUUUGAUUGAGAAAUUAAAUUCACCAGUCAAUCAUGAUUAUAAUGAUGAUGAAAAAUUUUCCAGAUCACUUAAUUGUCUUAGUGAUCAACGGAUAGUGAACGGGACAUUUGAUAAAUUAUUUGAUCGAUCAUCACGAACUGAUCUGUUUCAGACUCGAGAUUAUGGUUCAUUGUCUAAUUGGCGAAGCACAAUUAACUUACGAUCAGAUGGAUUAACUAAAAUCGACAGAUCAUUUAACGGAAAUCGAUCGAAAGAUGAUUCAUAUUCUCGCGAUUAUAACAACAAUUAUAUUCCAAUUAAGCCUAAUUAUCGAGAUUCCUUGAAUCGAGUUACAUUAAGAAAAGGUCACCUCGGGUCGGUUAACAAUCUAAUGGACAAUCAAUACAAAGUUGACCAAACAAAUGACCACAAAUCGAGAGGAUUAUCACCAAUUCAAGAGCGAAAAGGUUCAUCAUUGGCUCUUGAUAAUAAUCUUAAUCUGUUACUAUCAAGAGGAUCAUCUUAUUGGCCCGAAUUAAAUCAACUUAAAUCAUCAAUUAAUCACCCAAACAAUUACAAUCCUAAAGGAACUUACAAAGUAAAUAAUAAAAAUCGGACUCCCGUUCAGACUUAUUAUUUCAAAGCUAAUUAACUAAUCAUCAUGUUAACUAUUGAUCACACUGCCUCUAGAUCACUAUAACAAUUAUCUUAAUCACAAUUGAAUUUCCAUCAUCAUAUUAAUCACUUAAUCAGUUGUAAUUGUUUACAUGUAAAUUAAACGUUGUUAAUAAACUAAAUGCAAAAGGAUAAUUAAACAACAAUUAAUUUCUAUGUGUUAAUGGCUAAACAAUUUAUGAUACAAUUUGUUUACAAAGGUGAACAUGAUAAAAUAAUAUUAUCACAAUUAACUAAUAAUCAUUAUAGUUGAUAGUUGAGUAGCAAUUAACUGUUAACUACUCAACAAGAAAUGAUAAUCAUCUAAAACAAUUAAGAAAACAAAAACAAUCAUCUUCAUUAAUAUUAGUGUUUAAUGAUUAUCAGUUUAACUUUAAUUUUGUAAUUAAUCUUUGGAUUAACAAUUUAGAUCCAACGAUUUAAUCAAUCAAAUAUUAUCCUAAUCAAUUGAUUGAUUAUUGAUAAUUGGGGAAAAAAUUAAAGUCAUGUAACCAAUUACAACCAGUUGAUUUAGUUAAUAGAUGUUAAGUGAUUUAACUACAAUUGAUUAUAUUUUAAUCACAGAAAUGAUUAACUUCCUAUGUAAACUAUUGAUCAACCUCUCAAAAUCAAAUGUACAAGAGGUUUUCAUUUAAAUUGUUUGGACAAUUAACAAAUAUAAUUGAUUGU
Panonychus citri (citrus red mite) is the source of this 3697-nucleotide messenger RNA. Its product is annotated as probable serine/threonine-protein kinase DDB_G0282963. The record is from RefSeq and is a predicted model, not a curated record. NCBI's taxonomy places the organism in Eukaryota, Metazoa, Arthropoda, Arachnida, Trombidiformes, Tetranychidae. The coding region runs from base 312 to 3005 and encodes 897 amino acids. The transcript is spliced from 4 exons.